This is a messenger RNA of Umbelopsis ramanniana AG, 716 nucleotides long. RefSeq lists its product as uncharacterized. The record is from RefSeq and is a predicted model, not a curated record. Bases 105 to 608 code for a protein of 167 amino acids. Gene Ontology annotation, biological process: actin cytoskeleton organization. The transcript has a single exon. NCBI's taxonomy places the organism in Eukaryota, Fungi, Mucoromycota, Umbelopsidomycetes, Umbelopsidales, Umbelopsidaceae. Gene Ontology annotation, molecular function: actin binding.
AGAUCGAUAUUGGAACCAGUCCUCAUGUCCCGAAACCUUGCUUUGUACUAUUCUCCAAACGAAAAAUUCAACCUUUAUGUACCUCAAGUUCCAAGCACAAGGACAUGAAAAGGCAGACAACCGUCAUCACACGAUUGAGGGAGGUAUUGAGGCUUCCGCAUUCAAUGCAAGGACUGGCGAGAUCACUAUCGAGCAAAUCAUCGUUGCCAGAUUUAGUGCAUUCGGCGAUUUCAACCUCCAGUAGUGGUGACUCGCUGUCAACGUCUUCGUCGAGCUUGUCAGUAAAGGAAGAAGUCCCAAAAUUGAAAAGUGUACUGAAGAAAUCAGGCAAAUCAGAGCCCGAUUUACGCAAAUGCUCCACUUUUUCUCGCAAACGCAAUGCUUCCUUCCGAUCUGCUCGUCUCCAUCACGUCCAGUUCAACAAGUCCCCCUCUAUUCAUAGCACUUACAGCAAAUUCCAGUACGAUCGCCAAACGGAUCAGUCGGCUACUUGUUUGAACCUCUCCUUGGACGUGGCUGGAGCAAUCAAAGAUGAGUUGAACAACUACAAGAAGACGGAGAUGCAAGUGCAUGAAGACAGCCGCAUACACACUCACUUUUUCGAAUAGUGAACCAGCCCCAGAACCAUUUUUCUUAUUAUUAGCAUACUUUAUAUCCUUCCCGUUACUCUGAAGAAUAAAGAUAGAUGUGGAUGGGCAGGCGUUGAUCGGGUGAUC